Messenger RNA from Suillus bovinus, 660 nucleotides. RefSeq lists its product as uncharacterized. The record is from RefSeq and is a predicted model, not a curated record. NCBI's taxonomy places the organism in Eukaryota, Fungi, Basidiomycota, Agaricomycetes, Boletales, Suillaceae. The annotation marks the transcript as partial. The transcript has a single exon.
CUGGCAUUCAGGAACCAGGCCAAGUACUUCUUGUCCAUUGCUGACCGCACAUUUCGUUAUCAUAACAGCUUCAUCUUUGUUGUUCUCAAUAUCUGGCAAUGUCAACAAGCUCAUCUUCAUACAUCUUUCACUGUUGGCAAGUCCAACUUCAAUGUUGUGGCAUGUAGACCAACAAAUGUGACACCACCUCUUCUUGAAUGCAUAGCUUAUAAGCUCGAACAUGAGGGCAAAUUGUUGAAUCCUUCUGCUGAUGAACAUCAGGCAUUUGAGCUUCUCCAGCAAGUCAACACUCUGUCUGCUCAUGUCCCUGGGUCCCAAGCCUCCAAGAUUCAUGUGAGGAAUGAGAUUCGUAAUUACUAUGGUUAUUUUGGACUACCACAUAUUUUUUUUACCUUCAAUCCAAGUCCAGCUCAUAGUCCCAUCCUACAGGUGAUGUACAAAGACAAAUCCAUCGACUUGAGUCAUCGCUUUCCUGUCAUGCUUAGUGGCUGCGAACAUGCUCUUUGCCUUGCCCAAGACCCUGUUGCAGCUGCUGAUUUCUUCGAAUUCUCUUACCACAUAUUAUUUUGGCAUUUGUUCAGAUGGGACUUUGACAUCAAAUGCUCCACACCAAAGGGCAGCAUUAUCAGGUUUAUUUAUGCUUUCUAUGGCAUGAGUGAG